AUGACGACCAAGAGUCCUCUGCACGGACAUUUAGAUCCGAACGCCGCGCGCUCCAUCCCGGCGGCCGGCGCGCAUGACGCGGCGGCCAAAGCCAAGCGCGGCAACUCGGGGUUGAGGCGGCCCGAGAAACCCCCCUACUCCUACAUCGCCCUCAUCGUCAUGGCCAUCCAGAGCUCUCCCAGCAAGAGGCUAACCCUCAGCGAGAUCUACCAGUUCCUACAGGCGCGCUUCACCUUCUUUCGAGGCUCCUACCAGGGAUGGAAGAACUCUGUCCGGCACAACCUGUCGCUCAACGAGUGCUUCAUCAAAUUGCCCAAGGGCCUCGGCAGACCCGGCAAGGGUCAUUAUUGGACAAUCGACCCGGGUAGUGAGUUCAUGUUCGAGGAGGGUUCGUUCCGACGAAGACCUCGCGGCUUCCGGAGAAAAUGCCAAACGUUUAAACCCGUGUAUAGGAUGAUGAACGGCAUCGGGUUCGAUUUCCAGGCCGCGUCGGGCCCGUUAGUUUGUCACAACGGCUACAAUUUGGAUUUCAACUCGAUGCCUCACGGAGGUUUCGAUGGUGUCACGGGGGGACAUUAUGUGUCCCCCGGUUCCGGCUCGUCAUAUAUGAGCGCGACCCCUAAUGUUGACUACAUCUGCCCGGAUAGCGGCGGCAGCUCACUGCAGUCCUCCCCGGCCUUGGUGGGCUCCGUGGAAGGUCAAAGUCUUUACGGAAACACAGCCCCCCACUGGAGUUCGUCUGCCGUUUCUCCGUAUAUUAAACAGCAGACUCUGACGGCUAAUAACGGCACCGGUGCUGCCCACAAUGCUCUGCACACACACGGGAUGGCGUCCUCUUCUCUGGAUCAAAGUUAUCUUCAUCAUAAUGGACGGGAUUCUGCUGACAUUCCAGCGGGACUGUCUCGGUACUCCAGCCACUCCAGUGCAGUGUGCGAGCGGAAGGAUUUGGUUUUAAGCCUCAACGGGAUGUCCUCUCUGCAUUCGAGCACCGGAGCAUCUUAUUAUCAUCAUCACCAUCCCCAUCAUCACCAACUGCACCAUCACCAAAGUGCCUAUCAGGACGUCAAGCCUUGUGUCAUGUGA
Messenger RNA from Nerophis lumbriciformis (worm pipefish), 1083 nucleotides. NCBI's taxonomy places the organism in Eukaryota, Metazoa, Chordata, Actinopteri, Syngnathiformes, Syngnathidae. The record is from RefSeq and is a predicted model, not a curated record.